UGUGGGCGUGGCCACAAUGAUGAGUGGAUUUUGCAGAAGUGAUUGAUGUGUGUGCCGUCGUUUUUGUGGGGAGAAACGGGCUCAAGUGUGUUUCCAUAGCCGGGGGUACGGAAAUCACCGCCAAGAGCGUGCGCAUCCCCCGAACCGAUCCUAUUCGCCGGUCGACCCUCUGGACGAGUGUUUGCUCUAACCUUCACGCUGCUGCAGCAGUAUGUGUGAGUGGUGGUGCGUGCUGCUGACGGUGCCGGCACUCCUGGCCUCGGCCAGGGCCCGUCCUACGGUCACUGCUACAACAGCACGCUGGUGGCUGCAGAACCGUUCGACCCCUCUUCUCUCUCUCCCUCACUCGGCAACCAACCUGCUCCGACUGUUCAGUUCUCCAGCUCAGUGGUGGAGAGCGCCCUUCUUUCCCUUCCAAACUCCCUAUGAAUUCAGCCCAACCUUGCACCACCCUUCAAGUCAAGACCACCAGCGUUGCCAUUGGCAAGCUACCACAAAGACCAUGCCUUACAAAGCUAUAUAAUACUAUGCAAUUGGACUAAGAUAUCCAUUAAUUAACUGCUGCUAUGUGCACACUCCCCCAGUUGGUGGGCCCCCAGUCAAUACUAAAGCCACCACAUAGGAGAACCACUUUGUAGGCCUCUCGGUCCACUUGACUGCACACUAAGUGUGGUUCACUGAGGCGUGACUGUGAUUGUGUGCAUUCGCCACACUGUGUCUCCCCCACCUUACCCUCUCCCUACUCUGUCUCAUAUCAUUUUCCACACCCAUGUAUGCAUUACUUAAAUGUAGCGCUGUUCCCAGCGUACACAUUAUUGACUGUUAGCCAAGACACAAGAACCUGUCUUUGUUGUCACAUCUCAACCCACACCCACAAGGACACACACACACACACAGACUGUAUCUAUUCAAGUUUAUGGCCAGAUGGUGUGAAUGGACCUGCUACCUGCAGGCAUGUAAUGACUCGAGGCCUAUGCCCGCAAUGCAAGCUAAUAGAUAUGCUCAUAAUAGGUAUAUACCUUGCAGAUUGUUCUGUGAGCUAAAAGGCCUUCCCAUUUGUAUGUGAUGGCUAGUGUAUAUACGUGUGACUAGGCAGCCUUCUGAUGUACAUACAUUUAUAUGCACCUAUGUACUCUUUAUGGCAACAGCUCUAAUGAUGUUUUGUACGUAUCGUCAAAGAAAUUGUGAUCUGCUUUUUGCUGGGCUCUAAAAACCUCUCAAUAUACUCUUCGUGUGUUUGUGAUGUGACUUUCGACCAAUCACGUCCUUCAGAUUUGUCACAUGACUGAAACUGUCCUUCAAU
Messenger RNA from Geodia barretti, 1303 nucleotides. The record is from the annotation of a GenBank genome assembly. Lineage: Eukaryota; Metazoa; Porifera; Demospongiae; Tetractinellida; Geodiidae.